AUGCUGAUUGGACUAGCAGGUACUCCCGGUAGCGGGAUCGAAGAAGUUGUGAGGGUGUUGUGUGAAAAGCUGAAAUUUAAACUACUCGAAAUAGAUGAUCAAAGUAAGGAGUUAGAUUUGCUUGGCAGACCUGAUAAAAGAACAUUUGCGGACAGCACGGAGCUGUUGAACUAUGUCACAACAAACUGGAGAGAUGAUAUGCUUAUUUCCAAUGUCAGUGAUCUGCCCAACCUCGAUCUGUUUUUGAAGAGGCCCUUUGUCCUGCUCGUCACUGUCGAUGCGUCUUUGAUGAUCAAGUUCCAAAGAUACAAACUCAAACAUCAGGAUAUAACCCUAGAAAAAUUUUGCUCCGUUGCGGAUGACCACUUACUUUCGGUCAACAAUAGGCACUGUAAGAUUCAAGACCAAGCGCAGAUAAGAUUGAUCAAUAAUUCUGUGAACUUUGACUCGCUAUAUCAUUCAAUCACACAAAUCAACCUUACCGACCCUGAGCGUCUACGGCCCGAAUGGGACUCGUACUUUAUGCACUUUGCAGAUUUGGCAGCCAUGAGGUCCAACUGUAUGAAACGAAGAGUUGGCUGUGUUAUUGUGAAGAACAAAAGAGUUGUUGCAACCGGGUAUAAUGGUACUCCAAGAGGCUUUACCAAUUGUAAUGAAGGAGGAUGCUACCGCUGUAAUCACCCAUGUGUUGAGAACAGCGGUGUUGGACUUUCAACCUGUCUCUGCCUACAUGCAGAGGAAAAUGCGCUUUUGGAAGCAGGGCGGGCUCGAGUUGAGGGAGAUUCCAUACUGUACUGCAAUACAUGUCCAUGCCUCACUUGUUCUAUAAAAAUUGUUCAGAUGGGAAUUACCGAGGUAAUCUAUUCCCAGAGUUACAGCAUGGAUGCAUUCAGUGAGAAAGUGUUCAAACAGGCUGGUGUCAAAUUCAGGCAAUUCAUACCUCCAACUCACGGUACCGUCAUCUUGGAAUAA
Messenger RNA from Pichia membranifaciens NRRL Y-2026, 972 nucleotides. RefSeq lists its product as hypothetical. The record is from RefSeq and is a predicted model, not a curated record. NCBI's taxonomy places the organism in Eukaryota, Fungi, Ascomycota, Pichiomycetes, Pichiales, Pichiaceae. The transcript has a single exon. Gene Ontology annotation, molecular function: hydrolase activity; zinc ion binding. The coding region runs from base 1 to 972 and encodes 323 amino acids.